CCCAUUUCAUUUCAUUUCAUCUUAUCUUUUUUUUUUUUUCAAGAGGUUGAAAAAUGAUUUAUGGUGGAAGGAAAGCAUCAAGAUCUCACUCUCAUUUCUCAUCAUUGCUCCACAUUAUGAUUUUAUUUUUCUUUUUAUGCUCAAUGGUUGGAAUGAUCACAGUCUCACAUUGCAGCAUUUGCUCUAGAUAAUGCAAGCCUUAGACUCUCCAACGAUCUUGCAUCUCACAUUUCUUCAUUUCGCGCAUUGUCUGCUCAAUUUUUCACUAUGAAAUUUGGCUCUCAACAAAAUGAUCUGGUCUCGUCCCCCGAUCGAAGUUUAAAUGGAAGUUUCAGAAAGUUUUCAUCUGGUUUUCUUCGAAAUGAUUUAGAGUCUUCUCCAGGGCAGAGCUUAGAUGGAAGUUUCAGAAAAUCCAACUCUGUUCUCUCUACCCAAAGUGUGUCUGGGACUUCAUCUUCAAGCAAGUUUUUUCAAACUUCUAGAAGAAUCCACAAAGUGCUGAAGGACUUUGGAAGGGAAUUCAUAGACCAGGAGUUAUUUAAGCAGGGUCUUCAGGAUUGGAUUUUAGAAAACUAUGGUGUGGAUGAUGUCACUGGGAAGCAGUCCUUUGUAAAUUCCCCAUUUCUGAUUGAUGAACUGCGCAAGCUUGAUCUAGCAUUGGAAGGGGUUUUAUUUCAGCAACUAUUCCGAAUGCCAUGUUCUCCUUUUGCUUCUAAAGGUUUGAAGGAAGAUGGGUAUCUUGCUUUGGAAGACUUUCUUCAUGUUAUUGUUAAUGGUCUGUGGCGUACAUUUUGGCGUAAAAGCGGACCAGUGCAAUUCACUCUGUCUUGUGUCUGUCAUCCUGGAUCUAAGUUGUAUGCUGCCGACAAAGCAAUUUCACGAGGAAAGUUAGAAGAGCUACGUGGCUUAGCUUUAAUAUCUAAAAGUGGGAAUGAUCUAAAAGUUCACUGGAAUCAAGUAGUGGAGUUGGCCUUAUUUAGACAAGAUAUACUCUCAGGAACUGAGUUAACAUUGUCAGUUGACACCAUAUGUGAAGCUCUAUUUUAUAGUGUUCAUAUACUUAUUUCUAGAUGUAUGAGCAAGUCCAGAACAAUAAGCAAUGAUUCUGUUUUUAUUAUGGUUUUUGAUUCUAAAUUUGGUGCAGUGGUAAAACUUGGAGGUGAUCUUUGUAAACUUGAACUGAACACAGCUGAUCCGUAUCAGUCAGUAGUCCACUGGAUAAAAUGCCAUGCUGAAGUCCUUGUUUCAUCAGUCGAGAGAAUAUGGAAUUCGCUUGGAAAUGCAAAUUGGGGAGAUCUGGGGACUCUUCAAGUACUGUUAGCUACUUUCUAUUCAAUCGUCCAGUGGAAUGGACCACCAAGAAAGUCAAUAUCCUCAUUGGCCUCAGCUCAUAGCCUUCGUCUUCAGAAGCGUAGAAUAGAAUGCCACCUAGCUGAGAAUGAAAAUUCCAUCGUACCAUAUCAGCAGGCUGGUUAUCAACAUGGAGAGAUUGUUGAACUGGAUCAUAAUGAUAAUCCCCUGGUAGAAAAGGCAUCACAUUUGAAGCUUAAGCAGGGUGAGAUAUUGCUAUUGGAAGAUCAACAACAGGGCCAGAAAAGUUUCCAGAUACAGGAGUCCUUCAUAGGAGGCAUCUAUUUUCUCUAUGGUGCUAUUUCUUUAGAUUACCCCACGCAGUUUUUAACUUUGUAUGUUGGUGCCCAUCCAUCCAGACUUGAACCUCUUGGGAGGAUAUGAGUCUGUGGUAUCAAGUACAGAGGCAAACGAAGGUACUAAACAUAUUGAAGAAUCAAGGGGUUUCAAGCAAAUACUUACCUGAAAUAAUUGCCUCUGGCCGACUUUUGCAUCCUGGUCCUUGCAAAAAGCAGAGUCCAAGUGGACGAUGUGAUCACCCUUGGUGCGGAACCCCGAUUCUUGUAACAUAUCCAGUUGGGGAACCACUUUCAUAUAUAGUUGCUAGGGAUGGUUCAUUUUCCUCUGAUGAUGCAUUACGCUGCUGCCGGGACUGCCUAGUUGCUCUAAGAAGUGCAGCAACAGCCAAUGUCCAGCAUGGUGAUAUUUCCCCUGAAAACAUAAUCCGUGUUUUCGAUGUUCAAGGUACUAGAAACAAAGUUUUGUACAUCCCAGUUUCAUGGGGCCGUGCGGUUUUGGAAGACAGGGAUAGCCCGGCAAUAAAUUUGCAGUUCUCAUCCUCCCAUGCACUUCAGCAUGGGAAACUCUGUCCUGCAUCCGAUGCUGAGAGCCUAGUGUAC
Molecule: messenger RNA, 2249 nt
Organism: Hibiscus syriacus
Lineage: Eukaryota; Viridiplantae; Streptophyta; Magnoliopsida; Malvales; Malvaceae
Exons: 4
Coding region: 268-1734 (488 amino acids)
Source: RefSeq, a predicted model, not a curated record